AGUUGCUCAGGGUGAUGAGGACAAUCGAUGACAGAAUCGUCCAUGAAUUAAACACUACGAUUCCAACAGCUUCCUUUGUGGGGAAGAUCGAUGCUGGCCAGACGUGUAAAGAGCUGUACCAGUCUUUGAUGGAUGCUCACACCAGCAGAGAGAGAAUCAUCAAAAACUGCAUCGCUCAGACUUCCAGCAUAGUGAAAACUCUCAGAGAAGAGAGGGAAAAGGCCCAGGAUGACGUAGCGUUAUUAAAGCAACUCAGGAAAGAGCAGACAAAGUUGAAAUUGAUGCAGUCGGAGCUGAAUGUUGAAGAAGUGGUAAACGACAGAAGCUGGAAGGUAUUUAAUGAGCGUUGCCGAAUUCACUACAAGCCUCCGAAGAGUCAAUGAUGUGGGGUAUUUUCCGUCAAGGUGGUCCAUAACCAUGAGAGCCAAACUGGAAAGAGACCUUGGGUGAGCUGUAUUGGGACCCUCCAGAACCAGUAGAACCCAGUCUUGUUUUGUUUUGGACCUACUUAGCUGAAAUCUCAAGGUUGAAAUGAUUCUCCUGUAAUUAAGAGAAAACAACUCAUCUUUUGUACAAAAUACGCGAACAAAUGAGUUUUAUAGUAUUAAAAUGAUUUUCAA
Messenger RNA from Nipponia nippon (crested ibis), 620 nucleotides. Lineage: Eukaryota; Metazoa; Chordata; Aves; Pelecaniformes; Threskiornithidae. The record is from RefSeq and is a predicted model, not a curated record.